CUUGGCAACUCGCCUCUUCCGCCAUCACACUCUUUCUAUCUCCCACUCGACUCCCCCCACCCCUCUCUCCUCUCAACGCCAUGCUGCAGAGGUCAUUACCCCUCCUCACUUUCGCCCUCGCCUGGGCGCUCCCGGCAACGGCAUCCCCCAUCGCCGGACCGGGGCCAAACUCGCUCCACGCCCAGGCUGCCUUCAACUCUAUCCCUCAGCUCCUCCGCCCAGAACCGCACUCUGGCCACUCGGCCCACGGCUCACACGACUCGACACUGACCCCGUCAGAACUCGCUGGCCUGUUGUCCAUCCAUGAGCGGUAUGAUGGGCACGAGGUAUGGCGUGUCGACUGGCGCGGGCUGGGCGAGACGGCCAAGGAUGAGAUCUUGGCACUGCUCGAGAGCAUCAACAUGGACAUCUGGCACAUGUCGGCGGCGUCCAUCGACAUCCGCGUACCGCCAAAGUUCGCAGGCAUCCGCACCGUGCUGCCAAGCUUUACGACGUAUGUGCCCGACGUGCAGGCGCUCGUGGACAUGACACUGCGCGAUGUGGUCGACGACGAGCCCGAGGGCGGCUGGAACGUGUCGUCGAUCGACACGCCGUUCCACGACGCGUACCACAAGGUCGAGGCGGUUUAUGCGUUUGGCGAUGCGCUCAAGGCGGGCUUCCCCGACGUUGUUGAGGAGUUUGACAUUGGCACUACGGCCGAGGGCCGCCCGAUCCGCGCCUGGCGUGCGCACCUCAAGACGAGCGACGGCGAGCCCGAGCACGAGGAGCUCGAGUUUGUCAUCCAGGCUGGGCAGCACGCGCGCGAGUGGGUCGCGCCCUCGGCUGCGGUAUACUUCCUGCACUCGCUUGUCCUUGAUGCUACCGCCGAUCCGAACUCGCAUGCCGCUGCUCUCCUCCGCCACUUCACCUUCACUGUGGUUCCCGUGCUCAACCCCGAUGGAUUCGAGUACUCGCACGCCCACAGCCGCAUGUGGCGCAAGAACAGGCAGGAUGUUGGCGGCCUCUUCUGCAAGGGUCUCGACCUCAACUCCAACUGGGGCUACAAGUUCAAGGCGGGGCGCACGGCCUGUUCCGACUCGUACGCCGGCCGUGCGGCAUUCGAAGGUCUCGAGACCAAAGCCAUGGCGUACUACCUUAUCAACGGCACGCUGACCGACACGCCGCCCCGCGACCACAAGGUGCGCGCCUUUGUCGACCUGCACUCGUACGGCCAGCUGUUCAUGUUCCCUUACGCGUACUCAUGCGCCGACUUCCCCGCCGACGCCGAGAACCUCAUGGAGGCGGGCCUGGGUGUCGCCAAGGCCAUGCGCCAGGCUCAGAACGGCGAGGGUUACCAGACCGGUCAGGCGUGCGACUUGACCUUUAGAUCGACUGGUGAGGCGAUCGACUACGUCUACGGUGAGGGCGACACGCGCUGGUCGUACUCUGCCGAGCUGAGAGACACGGGCACUUACGGCUUCAUGCUCCCAGCGUCUCUGAUCCGCCCCACCGGCGACGAGGUCAACGCCGGCCUGCGCUACCUCGCCCAGUUCAUCUACGAGACCGACAUUGACAAGCCAUGAGCGCGGGCGUCGGUUUAAGCAACUGCAACAAGCAACCACAUAGAGUGAUCGUGUAUCCGGUGUAUCGAGUGUUCAAGCGGCGGCGGUAGCGACGGGGGAGCGGACCGGAGUGCCGAGCGGAGUAUUGUGCGGCAUGGUGGCGUUGGGCGGGGCCCGUGGUGGCACUGUAAGGUUACGGCGCGCAGCGCUGUGACAGGGUCAAGCAGUGCCGAAUGUCUCUCCUUCUCUCUCUCUCCUCUCAGUCUGCAGGAUGCAUGUGUCGUGUAUUA
Molecule: messenger RNA, 1831 nt
Organism: Vanrija pseudolonga
Lineage: Eukaryota; Fungi; Basidiomycota; Tremellomycetes; Trichosporonales; Trichosporonaceae
Gene: ECM14
Product: Putative metallocarboxypeptidase ECM14
Exons: 7
Coding region: 81-1562 (493 amino acids)
Biological process (GO): proteolysis
Molecular function (GO): zinc ion binding; metallocarboxypeptidase activity
Source: RefSeq, a predicted model, not a curated record